Astyanax mexicanus (Mexican tetra) is the source of this 6352-nucleotide messenger RNA. It is a transcript of the gene txnrd2.2, whose product is annotated as thioredoxin reductase 2, tandem duplicate 2. The coding region runs from base 24 to 1574 and encodes 516 amino acids. Lineage: Eukaryota; Metazoa; Chordata; Actinopteri; Characiformes; Acestrorhamphidae. Gene Ontology annotation, molecular function: thioredoxin-disulfide reductase (NADPH) activity; glutathione-disulfide reductase (NADPH) activity; flavin adenine dinucleotide binding. The transcript is spliced from 18 exons. Gene Ontology annotation, cellular component: mitochondrion; cytosol. The record is from RefSeq and is a predicted model, not a curated record. Gene Ontology annotation, biological process: cellular response to oxidative stress; glutathione metabolic process; cell redox homeostasis.
GGAGGUCCUUCAGUAAAACAGUAAUGGCGGCGCUGUACAGCAGAUCCAGACUGAAGCUCCUGCUCAGAUCAGCUCUCCACCUCUCUAACAGGACCCUCACAGGUUCAGGAGGGAAGUUUGAUUAUGAUCUGUUGGUGAUCGGAGGCGGUUCUGGAGGACUGGCCUGUUCUAAAGAAGCGGCUCAGUUGGGGCAGAAGGUGGCGGUUCUGGAUUAUGUGGAGCCGUCAGUGAGAGGUACUAAAUGGGGUCUGGGGGGGACGUGUGUGAACGUUGGCUGUAUCCCGAAGAAGUUGAUGCACCAGGCGGCUCUGCUCGGUUCUGCUGUAAAAGACGCUCAGAAAUACGGCUGGCAGAUCCCUCAGCCCGUCUCGCACGACUGGGCGACUCUGGCUGAAUCUGUACAGAAUUAUGUGAAAUCGUUGAACUGGGGUCACAGAGUUCAGCUGCAGGACAGGAAGGUGAAGUAUAUGAAUAUGAAGGGUAGUCUGGUGGAUGAUCACACAGUGAGGUGUUUGAGCUCCAGAGGAAAGGAGAUGACAGUGACUGCCAGGAACAUCCUGAUAGCCACGGGUGGACGACCAAAAUACCCCACACACGUUCCGGGAGCGCUGGAGUUUGGGAUCAGUAGUGAUGAUCUGUUCUGGCUUAAAGAGACUCCAGGAAAAACGCUUGUGGUUGGAGCCAGCUAUGUGGGGUUGGAGUGCGCCGGAUUUCUCACAGGUAUCGGACUGGAGGCCACGGUGAUGGUGCGCAGCAUCGCCCUCCGGGGGUUCGACCAGCAAAUGUCCAGGUUGGUGACGGACUACAUGCAGGGUUACGGGACGCGGUUCUGUUGGGACUGUGUUCCUAAGAAGGUGGAGAAGCUCCCGUCAGGACUCCUGCAGGUCACCUGGACCGACAGCAGGACUGGACAGGACCAUCAGGACACCUUUAACUCAGUGCUGUGGGCUGUAGGUCGAGCUCCAGAGACCGGGACUCUGAACCUGCAGCAGGUGGGGGUGGAGCUGGAUGGAGAUACGAGGAAAGUGAUGGUGGCAGAUGAUGAGAGAACGUCUGUACCGAACAUCUACGCCAUCGGAGACAUCGCUCAGGGUCGUCCUGAGUUGACCCCUACAGCUAUUCAUGCAGGUAAGCUCCUGGCCCGGAGGUUAGCGGGUCUCUCCAGUCAGCUGAUGGACUACAGUAACGUUCCCACUACAGUAUUUACUCCACUGGAAUACGGUUGUGUCGGUCUGUCAGAAGAAGAAGCUGAGAGAAGAUACGGCAAAGACAAGAUAGAGGUGUAUCAUGCGUUCUAUAAGCCGUUGGAGUUUACUGUAGCUGAGAGAGACUCCAGCCAGUGUUACAUUAAGGUGGUGUGUGAGCGGGAUGGUGAUCAGAAGGUCGUUGGUUUGCACUUUACUGGUCUGAAUGCAGGAGAAGUGACUCAGGGAUUCGCUCUCAGCCUGCGGUGUGGUUUAUCCUACGCUCAGCUGAGGGACUCCGUCGGCAUCCACCCGACCUGCGCCGAGGAGCUGACCAAAAUCUACAUCACCAAACGCUCCGGACUCGACGCCACCGUCACCGGCUGCUGAGGUUAAACACCCCCUUCCCUUAAACACCACAAACACACAGACCCCCCCAGAGCUAUCACUUAUACACAGUGCUGAAUCCAACACUUAUACUGCGCUAAAAUUACACAGCUCUCCAUUACUACUGUAGAGCAUCAGUAAAACCACUCUACAGUAACUCUGCAGUAACUCUACAGUAACUCUACAGUAACUCUACAGUAACUCUGCAGUAACUCUACAGUAACUCUACCAUAACUCUACAGUAACUCUACCAUAACUCUACAGUAACUCUACAGUAACUCUACAGUAACUCUGCAGUAACUCUACAGUAACUCUACCAUAACUCUACAGUAACUCUACAGUAACUCUACAGUAACUCUACCGUAACUCUACAGUAACUCUAUAGUAACUCUACAGUAACUCUACAGUAACUCUGCAGUAACUCUACAGUAACUCUGCAGUAACUCUACAGUAACUCUACCAUAACUCUACAGUAACUCUACAGUAACUCUACAGUAACUCUACCGUAACUCUACAGUAACUCUAUAGUAACUCUACAGUAACUCUAUAGUAACUCUACAGUAACUCUACCGUAACUCUACAGUAACUCUACAGUAACUCUGCAGGUCUAAAGCGGACCAGAACAUGAAGAUUCUGGUCUUUAAUCUGGUUCUGGUUUUGUCCAUGUUUAUAACCAACACGGUCUCUUAAAGCAUCAGAAACUAUAUAAGCAAGUUUGUUUGUUAGCAUUGAGGCUAAUUGUUCUACAUUAGCUUGCAUUGAUUCUUAGCUAAAGUUUAAAAUUAAUGUUAGCAUUGAAGAUUCAGUGCAUCAGUCCAUCAAUCUGAUCCAAUACGUUUGAUUAUUGAUGGGUAAAUUGGACUUUUAGCAACAAUAAUGCUUUAAAACUUUGCGAUGCUGCUUUGUGUAGAAUACUGCUGCAAUUACCAUCAAUUCCAUAGGGCCCAGGAUAGAGCCUUGUGGGACUCAAAAGUAAAAGUAUACAAUAUUACACGUUAAUUUACAGAUUUUAAUUUUAAUGCAUUUACUUUUGCAUUAAUAUCCUGAUUGUGUUAAAUUAACUGUGUCUUCUGUCCAGGGAAAGCUUUCUACUAGAUUUUAGAACAUUGCUGUCAGGAUCUGAUUGCAUUCAGUAAUGGUAAAAACGUCAAACAAAGAGCAGAAUUAGAUAUUAUAUUCUUUGCUUUAUUUGAAUGGAACUAUGAUCAAUAUCGGGGCUUUAAUCUUUAAUACCAGUCUAGUCCUGAAGGCCAUGGUAACUCUUGCUCUUUCUUACUGAUGAGGUCCUGAUGAGUGCCAGUUCCAUCAUUACGAUUGUUUUGAUGUUCUUUGCUGAGGUUGCAAUUGAAGAAACUUUCAAAGUUCUUGAAAUUCUUCUUCAUUUCAGAUUGAAUGACCUUCUUAAAAGUUUCUUAAAAUCUUUUUAAAUCUUUAUUUAGUUGAGUAGUUGUUGCUUCUCAUAAUCUGGAUUCGAACAUUACUCAAAUAUUCACUAUUCACUGUAUACCUGUAACUCUACCUCUUCACUACUUUACUUUAACUGAUGCUCUCAAACUUUACAUUAAGAGACAAGAAAUUCAAGUAAUUAACUCUUGAUGAGUUCAGCACAGCUGUUAACUGAAAUUCCAGGUGACUCAACCUCAUAAAGUUGAUAAAGAGUUUUAAGAGUUCAGAAAUCAAUAUUUGGUGGAAUAACCCUGGUGGUUUUUAAUCACAGUUUUUUUUUCAUGCAUCUUAGCAUCAUGUUCUCCUCCACCAGUCUUACACACUGCUUUUGGAUAACUGUAUGCUGCUUUACUCCUGGUGUAAAAAUUCAAGCAGUUCAGUUUGGUGGUUUGAUGGCUAGUGAUCAUCCAUCUUCCUCUUGAUUAUAUUAUUUUUUACAGAGCUGUAUAUGUUUUUCAUAGUUUUCAUAGUUUGGAUAAGUUUAGUAUUAAUCUACAGUGCCAGACAAUUUAGAAAAUAUGUGCAUUUUUUAUUACUUUAUUCACAUUCGCCUAUUAUUAUCUGAUUCAUAUAUAUAUUAAAAUCAACGCCUGAUUGAAAAAUCACAUAGAAAUGUUGUAAAAGCUGCAGUGUUUGGUGUACUCUGCGCGAGUUGGAUUUUAUGGUUUUGGAGACGCAGUGACUUUUUUAAAAUCUACGAACAAACAAACAAAGCUCUCUAAAUAAGAUGUUAACUAAAGAACCAGGGUUCUAGAUAACCCGAUAAGCCCCGGCGCUGGAGUCCGGCGGGUCUCAGAACCGAAGCGUUUGCUAAACAGGGUCAUAAAUCAGGAUUACGCCUCUGAAACGAGAGCCGCGGGAGAAAGCGUCCCUAAUGUUUCUGAAAUAUAUUCUAUAAAUAUUGUUGUUACUGCGGCUGUACUUCCUGUCCAUUACUCACGCGCCGCCGCCGACACUGAUGGAUGAGACGGCGAGGAGGACAAACACUCGCCCAGGAGCCUGUCCAUCACGCGAGAGCGCCUUUCCCCCAGAGCGCGAGAGACACAGAGAAAACAUACACUCACAUAUAUACGAAUACAGAGAUACAGAGCCAUAACAUUACGACCGAACACAUUAUUACAUGAUGAUAUUCUUAUUUUGUUUUUUGUUUAGCUUUAGAACACUUUUGUACAAUUUUAUAGUUCUAUACGUACAGUAUAUAAUCACACACAUGAUAAUUUAUUUAUAUACAGUAAACUAGACGUUUAAUCCACAUGUACUGUAUUUUUCACGCUAUAAGGCGUUAUGUGACACUAGUAAGGAACAGGGGUGUCGCCAUGUUUCCCUUCUAAUGUUGGGAACUGUAAAGCUAAGCUAAGCUAAACAAAGAAACACCUCCCAUUCUGUGGGAUACCAAACCAAUCACCUAGCAACACCACAUCAACCAUCGAACAAUACUGCAGAAAAAACAGUGACACCAUUUCAACCAUCUACUGCAGCCACCUACUGCUACUAUAGCAACUACUUACUAAACACUUGGCGACACUGUAACAAUUAGAUUUUUAGAUACAACAACUACCCUGUAACACCAUAUCAACCAUCUAGCCAACACUCAAAUUAAUUUUAGUUAACAUUUUCGUCCUGCCAAAAUACGUGUGUGUUGUGUAUUAAUGAAUGGUUAUAGGAAUUAAUUAUUCUAAACAAAACGGUAAUUCUUAAAAAAAUAAACAUUUUCAGAUGAGUGAGAAAAGUUAAUCGAGUGCUGGAUGUUAAUCUACACAGAUUUCUCUUCUGAAAGCUGUUUAUUUAUUUAUUUGGGUGAGUAAAGCACUUCCUUUUAUUUACAGUAAGAUUAGACUUCCAAAUUUCUCCAGCACUAAGGCUGGAGCAUUAGCAUUAGCCGCUAACCGCUAGCCGACAUAGCUUGUUUUAACACGGUAAACACGCAGACUACAGUCCGAUAUACUCACCUCUGUAUGGUGAAAGACUAGCACCUACUGCAGUUAGCAGCUAAUGCUAAUGCUGCUCCAGCAGUGCUACCCGGGGUUAGCAUCAAGCAACAGGCCAAUAAUACUUCACCUCUGAACUGUGAAAGAGCUAGCGCUUAGUGCGGUUAGCAGCUAAUGCUAAUACUGCUGCAGAAUUAGGAUUUAAAGUGCGCUUUAUAGUUUGAAAAUAUGGUAUAUAUGUCACAUAUAUCAUAUCUUUAGCCAAUCGUUCUUCACUCUCACACUGUUGUGUGAAGUAAGUAGUUUGACAGUGAACUAUAGUGUUUACUCCCUUAUUUAUCUGUAAUUAACUGUAGUGCAGAAACUGUUGGUGAACUGUUGGUUGAUAGAGCAGAUCUUUUGGCGUUCCACAGGGUUUUAGUGUAGGACCAAUGAAACUUUAUAAUGUUAAUAAUGAUAAAACUGUAGUUCUGAGAGUGAAGGACUGAAGUGUAGAUUAUAUACAGAUACUAAUACAGGCUAAAAACUAAAUACUACAUUACUUUACUCUAAUAUAUCGCCUUUAUAGCGGCUUUAUUUUGCUAUUUAUAGGUUUAUGUUUGAGUAAAAUGAACAUUGUUGUUUUAUUCUAUAAACUACAGACAACAUUUCUCCCAAAUUCCAAAUAAAAAUAUUCUCAUUUAGAGCAUUUAUUUACAGAAAAUGAGAAAUGACUGAAAUAACAAAAAAGAUGCAGAGCUUUCAGACCUCAAAUAAUGCAAAGAAAACAAGUUCAUAUUCAUAAAGUUUUAAGAGUUCAGAAAUAAUCAAUAUCUGGUGGAAUAAUCCUGGUUUUUAAUCACAGUUAUAAUUUCAUGCAUCUUGUCAUCAUGUUCUCCUCCACCAGUCUUACACACUGCUUUUGGAUAACUUUAUGCUGCUUUACUCCUGGUGUAAAAAUUCAAGCAGUUCAGUUUGGUGGUUUGAUGGUUUGUGAUCAUCCAUCUUCCUCUUGAUUAUAUUCCAGAGGCUUUUUUAUUUGGUAAAAUUAAAGAAAAUCAUCAUUUUUAGGUGCUCUUUUAAAUCAGUAUUUGUGGUAUAAGUUGCACCUGAGUGAUGGCGGCUGAUUCAGUGCUGUUUUUGUGUAAAAGUGAAGCACUGCCCUCUGGAUUGACCCGGGCUGCAUUCAUCACGCGGGGCUAAUCACCGGAGUAGCGACAGCACUGUUUGUUAAUAAGAUUCAUUGGCGCGCUCGACUCCGUUUCGACCGCUGUGUAACAAAAGCCGAUUGGCCGAUGGUUAAUGGCGGCGCUGCUCGUGUUUUCGUGUUUGUUUUACUGAACUGAACUCUGUAUUAAUCCAAGCGGAGAUACUGACGUUAAUUCAUUAACUGCUUUAAACCAAAUAAAUGAUGCUUUUUUAAACCUG